Molecule: messenger RNA, 495 nt
Organism: Eimeria acervulina
Lineage: Eukaryota; Apicomplexa; Conoidasida; Eucoccidiorida; Eimeriidae
Exons: 1
Coding region: 1-495 (164 amino acids)
Source: RefSeq, a predicted model, not a curated record
AUGAAUAUCAUUAUGAUUAUGAUCAUCAAAAUUAUAAUGAUCACCGUGAUCGUUAUGAUGAUCACCAUGAUGAAUAUCAUUAUGAUUAUGAUUAUUAUUAUUAUUAUUAUGAUCAUUAUCAUCAUGAUCAUGAAUAUCACUAUGGUUAUGAUCAUGAUGAUAAUAAUGAUCAUCGUGAUCAUUAUGGUGAUCAUGAUGAUUGUCAUUAUAAUUGUGAUCAUGAUGAUUAUAAUGAUCAUCUUGAUCAUUAUAAUCUUCAUGAUGAAUAUCAUGAUAAUUAUGAUGAUCAUAAUGAUCAUGAUGGCGACCGUGAUGAUCACAAUGAUGAACAUGAUGAGUAUCAUGAUGAUUAUCAUUAAAAUUGUGGUGAUCAUGAUGAAUAUAAUUAUAUUUAUGAUGAUCAUUAUGAUCAUGAUCACCAUGAUGAUUAUGAUCAUGAUUAUGAUCAUGAACAUGAUGAUUAUCUUGAUGAUGAUGGCGAUGGUGAUGAUGUAG